CCUCAGUGCGCGCGCAACCUUUGCUAACAAACAACCAAGACAAAAGGAAGAGACUCCUAGCUAGAGCAUUAUGGCCGCUUCUCCUUCAUCCUGCGACCAUCAAGAGGACUGGGGCGAAGAGAUGAUGGAGAUGAACAAGGAUUUAGAGAGAAUGAUUGAAGACGUGGAAAAUAUAUCAGUACAGCUGACGUGGAUGGCCUAUGACAUGGUGGUGCAGCGAACCAGUCCUGAUCUGGGGGACUCCAUUCGUCGGCUGGAGGAAGAGUUUCUUCGCUGCAGGGCUGUCAUCUGUGGCUCCCCUGGGGAACAGGAGCCGAACCAGGGAAAGGACCAGGGGAUGGGAUAGGAACUGGGACAGGGGCUGAACCAAGUUAUGGGGAUGGAGUGUCCUAGACCUGUACAUACCACCGCCAUCCCACUGACAGAUGUGAUUGGCCGUGAUUCACCAGGAAUAUUUGAUUUUCUGAAAUGGACCUUAAUCCAAAGAUAGCCUGUGUCCUGUAUACUUGUCUACAAUGUUGUUGCAGUUAUAUGUAGACUAGUCUCAUCUCUGCAGCAGCAACCACUGCCCCACACUGCAUGCUGUCUAAGCUGAGCAGCAGGCUGUUGUAUGGUGCUGUUGUAUGUAGGUUAUUGUUGUGUGUUAUGUACCUUUGGACAGGGUGUUCAAUUAGCUUUAGUGUUGUGUUCUGAAUUUGUGGUUUGGUCAAGUAAUAAGAUAAACUUGAAUAGCGAAUA
Salvelinus sp. IW2-2015 is the source of this 738-nucleotide messenger RNA. RefSeq names its product synaptonemal complex central element protein 3 (gene syce3). Lineage: Eukaryota; Metazoa; Chordata; Actinopteri; Salmoniformes; Salmonidae. Gene Ontology annotation, biological process: synaptonemal complex assembly; spermatogenesis; reciprocal meiotic recombination. The record is from RefSeq and is a predicted model, not a curated record.